CCUGCUCUCAAUCAGGCGGGGAAGUGAGGUAUCUUACUAUGACUCUCUAGACGCAACAUCUCACCACCGGGGUCGUAAGCGGAGGAAUUCACGGGCGAGAAACUUUGCCAACUGUACAAUUUUCGGGAGUUCAGUGCUCAGGUCUAAUAUAUUGUGAUUCGUCCCGUUUGCCUAGUAUAUUGAGACGUUUGGCAGUCCCAGACACAUUCCCGCCUGUAACUUAAUUACCAUGAGACUCAAACUGAACCUCGUCUCCGCUGUCUUGGCUCUUUUGGGACUCGGCUUAACGCAUUCAUCGGAGACAGACAAUGGCCAAACCGUCCACCAAAUCGCUGUUAUUGGGGCUGGAGCGGCUGGAUCUUCCGCUACGUACCACCUAAACGCGUACGCUAAACAGGCUGGAAUCCGUGUCAACAUCACUCUCUUUGAGAAGACAAACCGCAUCGGAGGCCGGACCCUCACCAUCAACCCAUACGAUGAUCCGUCACUACGGGUCGAGUUGGGCGCCAGCAUCUUCAUUGAGAAGAACCAUAUCCUCUAUGGCGCACUCCAGGAAUUCAACUUAUCCAAAAGAAUACCGGAUGAGGACAAGGAUCCCGUCUUGGGCAUCUGGGACGGCGAGAAGUUCGUCUUCACGAUUGAUGAGCGGGGCCCAUUUUGGUGGACAGCACUCAAAGUGAUAUGGAAAUACGGGUUCAUGGCACCACGCAGGACUCAGAAGCUGAUGCAAACCACAAUCAACAAGUUCCUUCGCAUGUACGAAGAACCCUUCUUCCCUUUUCGAUCUCUAACGCAGCGAGCACACGAAUUGGGGCUGGUGGAGAUCACGGCAGUUACGGGCCAAGAGCUUUUGAAGGCUAACAAGAUCGACGAUCACUACGCGCAUGACAUUGUACAAGCUAGUACGCGGGUGAAUUAUGCCUCUAAUCUGGGGUUUAUACACGGGCUGGAUACCAUGGUCUCCAUGGCUCCCGAAGGUGCCAUGUCUGUUGAAGGCGGUAACUGGCAAAUCUUCCACAAGAUGGUUGAGAGCUCUGGCGCUAUUCUUGCCCUGAAUACGUCCGUUGUUGCACUCGAGUUCGCGGAAGAGUCAGCCACAUCGACACGCCCGCAGUAUGCCAUUAGAACUGCAUCUUCAACUCUUUCAUCAGGAACAAGAUAUCCAGUCACAUUUGACGAUGUCAUUAUUGCCGGCCCUUACCAAUUCAGCAAUAUUGUGGCUGCAGAGAACGUCAUCCCUGAUCCUAUAGACGAGAUACCGUACGUGCAGCUGCAUGUCACGAUCUUCUCAUCGACACACCGAUACAGUCCGCAAUUCUUCGGCUUGGACGGUUCGACGAGCAUUCCUGGCACGAUUCUAACAACGUUGUCCGAGGCCAACGACCCAGCGGCUGGUGAUCCAGGGGCAGGCAAGGCAGGCUUUUUUAGCAUAAGCAUUCUCCGCAACGCCAUCAACCCCAAGACCGGUAGGAAGGAGUAUAUCUACAAAAUCUUCUCUCCCAACAAGAUUACUCCCGAGUUCUUGAGUGAUCUACUUGGAGCCAAGGUUCCGGGCACCUUCAUCGAUAACAACGGAGAAUCAGGGGGCGACAGUCCAAUUUCAUGGUAUUACCCUCAUGUCUUUUACUCAUACCCCAAGGCCCUGCCACGCGUUACCUUCCAGGAUCCUGUCGUCGGGCGUGGGAUUUACUACACAUCGGGCAUGGAGAGCUUCAUCUCAACCAUGGAGACAAACGCGCUGAUGGGCAAGAACGUCGCCCGAUUGUUGGUUGACGACAUUCUGGGCUCGACUGCCACGGACAAUGGUGCCGUAUUUGUGGAUGACUUGGUAGGGGAAGGCAAGCAGCAUAUUCUGGCCCAGCCGGCAAAGGACCAAGCUGCUUCUCCGACACCGAUUCGCGACUUGUGAGGGAUAGGCAUCGAACCAUGAUAUCUAUCCUAGAUUUUCUCCUUUGAUGCAUCCUUUUAAUUAGGCGUGCAUAUUUUGAUGCAAGUGAACUCGGAGUGAGUUUUGGCUCUGAACUAAUGCAACGUUAGCCACACAAGCCCAAUGAGUCAGCAGGUGCUUGCUGCCUUGAUGUGGCGUCAACUGUCCCAGGAGCAAGUGUGGCGAUUGGUUUGUUGCACCGCCACGUCUUUCCCCUCCAUCAAUGAUCACCCGGGCAAU
Messenger RNA from Canariomyces notabilis, 2167 nucleotides. RefSeq names its product Prenylcysteine oxidase. Bases 230 to 1909 code for a protein of 559 amino acids. The record is from RefSeq and is a predicted model, not a curated record. Gene Ontology annotation, molecular function: prenylcysteine oxidase activity. NCBI's taxonomy places the organism in Eukaryota, Fungi, Ascomycota, Sordariomycetes, Sordariales, Chaetomiaceae. The transcript is spliced from 5 exons. Gene Ontology annotation, biological process: prenylated protein catabolic process; prenylcysteine catabolic process.